Molecule: messenger RNA, 723 nt
Organism: Rotaria sp. Silwood1
Lineage: Eukaryota; Metazoa; Rotifera; Eurotatoria; Philodinida; Philodinidae
Source: the annotation of a GenBank genome assembly
AUGAUUAAUUAUCGUGUAGUUUUAAUCUUUUUAUCUGUAAUUCUCUUUGUUUCAACAUUACAUGGUGAACGUGCACGUAUUGAUGAUCUUCAAGAUGAAGAAAGUUUAAAUGAAAAUGAAGAUUUUAUCGAAGCAGUUAAACGUUUUUGGCUUAAGAAAAAAACCUCAACAACAGAAAAACCAAGUUCCGAUGUAAUUUCAGCUCUAGUAAUAACAACACCAAGUAAUGCAAUUGUUACAUCUUCAAGAUCAUCAAUUUUUGAUGGAUUUGGAAGUACAUCACAAUAUGGUCGUACACGUUAUACGAGUUCACCAAUGAAAAAUGAUUGUGGUUUGAAUAAUCCCUGUCAACAUGGCGGUACAUGUCGAACAUUGGCAAGUGGUCGACUUUACUGUUUGUGUACAGAUGAAUAUUAUGGAAACCAUUGUGAAAAAAAAUUUAGAUUCAGUGGUUCCGAUGCUAGUAGUAGAUUACGUAAAGAUCAUUGUGCAAGCUCUCCAUGCCAAAAUGAAGGUGAAUGUGUUCCAUUAAAAACAACAUAUUAUUGCCGUUGUAAAAUACCUUAUUAUGGAAUUAAUUGUCAUAAGCAAUUAUCAAAACGUGAACAAAUAGUUGAUGAAUCAAACUCAUCCGAACAAGAAUUCAAUAUUAAUGAAUAUGAUUUAGAAAGACAUUUAAAACAAUUUAUAGCUUCAGAAGAUACAAUUGAUAUUAUAGAAUAA